This is a messenger RNA of Fusarium mangiferae, 1962 nucleotides long. RefSeq lists its product as uncharacterized. The record is from RefSeq and is a predicted model, not a curated record. The transcript has a single exon. NCBI's taxonomy places the organism in Eukaryota, Fungi, Ascomycota, Sordariomycetes, Hypocreales, Nectriaceae. Bases 1 to 1962 code for a protein of 653 amino acids.
AUGACAUUUCAGUACGACAAACUGCCGAACAACAAUUUCUUCCGCGUCUUUGAGCUCGGGCCCGGAAAGAAUAGCGACCCCCUUCAAGGCAAUCUUCGAACAUAUUUAAGACAGCGAGCUCCCAAGUACGAGGCGCUAAGCUAUGUGUGGGGUUCCCCAGUGCAAAAUCGGCAUAUGAUAUGCAAUGGUCAGAUAUUUAUGAUAACUAGUAGCCUCGACACAGCCUUAAGGCGCCUUAGGCUUGUUGGUGAUUCACGAUGUCUGUGGGUCGACCAGAUUUGCAUUGACCAAACUUCUCUCGAGGAGCGUUCUGAACAAGUUUCUAUUAUGAGGCAUAUUUACUCUGGAGCCACGCUUGUUAAUGCUUGGCUUGGCCCAGCAGACCCAGAAGAGGCGACCGCAGCUGGAAUGAUAAUCUCAACUCUUGCCAAAAGGAGGCCAAACGAAUUCCGAGAACAGGAGUAUUUUCCUCAAAACGACUAUCUACUGGAACUUGGGCUUCCUGCUAGAAAUUCGCCCGCUUGGGAGGCUCUUAACUCUAUGCUAAACGCUCCGUAUUUCUCUAGGAUUUGGAUCCUGCAAGAACUUGCUCUUGCAACUACGUAUACCAUAUUAUGGGGUGAUCUCGUUAUCCCUAAAGCUGAAUUCAUGGCAUUCAAAAUGGCAACGUUGCUUCUUGGGAUGCGUCAUCGAGACCCGAAGACCCAGGUUUUGACUUUGAUGAAGGAGGAUCCGUAUAGUUCUUGUCCAGCGGUCGAGUGGAAUAUUGUUACCAUGGUCUUCGCCGAUGACUACAGAGGAAGAAUACGAGGUCUAUAUGAGCUUGUUUCUUGGGCACAAGGCUGUCAAGCGACUGACCCCCGCGAUAAGAUCUUCGCAUUGCUAGGCCUCGCCGGCGUCCGGACAUAUAGCAUUAUACCAGACUAUCGCAAGACGGAGUCGACAGUCUUUGCAGAGUUUGCUUUCAAGGUUAUAUCAAAAGAUAGGAACCUUGAACUCCUCAAUCACACAGACAUAGAAGACCCUAGUGACAAAGAACGACGGCCCCUUUGGGCACCGAGGUGGCAUCACAAGGGCGCGGCUAAAGGUUUGGAUCUGAGUUUCCGCUGCUUCAAAUCUUCAACUGCAACGGAGAUUAUGAUGAGAUCAUCGAACGACGACCAAGCAUUGGAGUUAAGGGGUCUGCAUAUCGACAAGGUGAAAGAUACUAGCAAUCCGUGUAAGGGGCGAAUGGAAAAUAUCAUGGCUAUGGGUAGCAAGGCCAUCGAUCACGCAAGCCUCCUGAAAGACCAGUACGGUUCAGACAUAAUUACACCAAUUGUUUUGACGAUGAUGAUCGGCCGAGUACGGUCUCUUGACGGUGGGCUGAGCCGUCCGACGAAUAACUCGUACCUCAACGCCUUCACAGGGUUUGCUUUCCAAUUACUUCUGGUGGCUUUCUCCGGCAUAAAUGACAAUGAAAGUUAUCGGGGAGCGAUGAUUCAACUUAUCAGAAUGGCAGUCCAAAUUAGUCUUUCUGUGCCACAAAACGAGUCCAUCUUGAGAGAAUCUGAGGUAUGGGAUUUCAUAAAUGAUACAAUGGCCCAGCUCUCUCUAGGCGAUUUGGAAACUUUAUCCUCCUAUGCGGAUAUCAUUGAGAGAAUCUUAGGUGAAAUUGGGGAGGACGCUUUGGCCUUUGAGCGGAAUGUGGCAUGCUGUGAUGGUAGAAAGUUCUUUCUUACGGAAAAGGGCUAUAUUGGCAUAGGCCCUCGUUGUUUAGAGCCCGGAGACUCUGUCUGCAUUCUUUUUGGAGCAGAAAUGCCGAGUAUCGUUCGCCCAGUUGCACCCUCCAGCGAUGAGUAUCUAUUUCUUGGAAACGUAUAUGUACAUGGGAUUAUGGAUGGGGAGGCUAUUACUAUUUGGGAGGAACAGAAGGAUUCCCAGGAUCCUACAUUCCAGGAACAGUUUUUUAAAUUAUUAUAA